CCUUUCCAUGAGUGAGAUGUAUGACUUGUAUCAGAUAGGACGAUGCUCUGAUCAUUGAUUUUCCAGCAAGAAUUGCUUGAGAGCCUGCCGUUGGCCGUUGUUGAGUGAUGUCGUCAAACCAAUUCCUCUUCGACAUCAAGAACUGUAUUUGCAAGUGCAACCGUCGGGGCGGGUCGAGUGGAUAUUGAUGCGCACCGGGAUGCAUUUACCUUGGUUGUUGAGGUUUGAAAAUUUGAUGAAAUGUUUUGAAGUUAGGAGGCUUUCAAGCUUUUUCUGGCGGGUAUGAUGAGGGAUUGUCCUGAGAUUGAGGAGUGUCGAGAUGUGGGGUAUUUGCAUUCCCCGGUCGGCGGAGUCAAGAGGGAUGUUCCUGCUAGUCGAUGAGAGCCAACGACGACCAAUCCAACUGACAACCAAUCACAACCGAACUCAAUCGAUUCAGAUCAAACAACUCGGUCUUCCUCAAGGAUGCCCAAAGGUUACCCGAAAGAUUACAUUCCAGCCGUCCCCGUCGGAGCACCGGCAACGAUCGCUGAACCUCAGGCUUUGCCGUUCGUCUUCACCGGCUUCCAGCCGUUAUCGACCAUCAAUGGGAAGAACGUUGCCUCGGCAUUCGGAAAGUCCGAGCACCAGUCCUGGUGGACCCGGCGGGCCGAUGAUGAGACUUGGGAGGCACAACGACAUUGGAAGAAGACCGUCAUGCUCGGCGGCGAUGAUUGUGCAUUGCUCUCCUCCUCCACACUCCCCCCAGCCAACACCGAAUCUUCUUCGACUAAUGAUCGAGCGACCAGCAUCAAUGGUGAUUCGUCCACCAAACCGAACAAGUCUCACCCAUCCUCCUCAUAUCAUUCAAGCCUCAACGACCCUGCUCAACGGACCAUCGUUAUCCACCCUGGCUCUCGAACGGUGCAGAUAGGCCGAGCCUGUGACCCGCUACCAAUCUCGAUCCCCAACGUGGUUGCCCGGAGACGCUAUCCGAAUCACGGAAAGCAGCCGCUCAGUGGACUCUUCCGGAACUUCGAGCCCUCCUCGACCCAGGAGGCUAAGGACACAUUCACUUCGAAGACCAAUGCGAUCCGGACCGAGCUGCGUAGUCGGAUGCGUGCCAUCAAGCUCCGUGGGAUCACCAAUGGUCAGGGCAUUGCCGCCAACCAUAACGCAGAUGCGGCACCACUAACACUCAGUGAGGACCAGGACCCACUCGGAACGGUCUGGCCUCCAGUCUCCGGUCCAGAAUCUAAGGAUAUCUACGUCGGAGAUGACGCCCUCCUCAUCCCUGAACCCGAAAAAAAUAAUUAUGCUGUCCGCUGGCCGAUCGUUAGGGGUCAACUCAACUCAUCUGAAGACUCGGGCUACCUCACUAAGGGCGAAAUCUUGGCCGACAUCGAGGCCGUUUGGGUGUACGCUCUAUCCACUCGUCUCGGUAUCAAAGAACAAGAUUUGAAAGAAUAUUCAGCAAUUUUCAUCUUACCUGAUAUCUAUGAUCACGUGUACCUGCGGGAAAUGGUCGACUUACUCUUCCGGGCGUUAGGCUUCAAACAGAUCUGUCUACAACAGGAGUCACUCUGUGCAUGUUUUGGGGCGGGGCUAGGGACGGCAUGUGUAGUGGACAUGGGUGCGACGAAGACAUCAGUAUCGUGUGUCGAAGAAGGCUGGGUGCUUCCGGAUACCCGGAUCCAGUUGGCGAUCGGCGGCGAUGAUAUCACUAGUGUACUUGCUGGAAUGCUUCGUAGACAGAACUUCCCCUACAAAGAUCUGAACCUCAAUUGCACCUGGGAGUGGCAGAUGAUCGAACAGCUCAAAGAGGAUAUGUUGGUCCUCAGUGAGGGCGACGUUGGUUUGAACUCAUUCACCUUUUUCGUCCGCCAUCCUCAAAAACCCACCGUUAAAUGGAGUGUUCGUGCUUACGAUGAAGUGAUUAUUCCAGCCAUGAUUUUAUUUUCACCAUCGAUUAUUGAAUUUGAUCGGAAGCUAAACAUGAAAAAACGAGUGUACGCGGAUAAGGAAGAUGUGGAUGAUGUGUUAGAUCUAGGUGGGAAUCCGAUUACGGAGGCGAUGCGGAAUUCGACGAGUAUAUCAGUCUUCACGAAGCCUCAGCCGGCCGGAGGGACGGGUGGAGCCAAUGGGGCUGAUCCGAGCCGGUUGACGGUUGCACAAGCUGAGGAGACCGUCUCAGGAACGGGAGAGGAUGGAGCGUCACCCUACAACGGUACACCCCAACCAAACACGCUCGGUGUCGAAUCUAACGCGCCCACGCCUCGACCUAGUCCAAGUCUUACCACCCCCAAACCGGCUGCUAAUCCCACCACGACCAGUAACACCGAACCCUUCGUGACUCCUUCGGCUGCCUUCGUCUCCGCUGUCUCGAAAAUUCCCCUCCAUGAAGCAGUCGUUCAGAGCAUCUUGGCCUGCGCUAGUGAGGAAAGAUGUAAGCGGAUGGCUGGCGCUAUCAUGAUCGUCGGUGGGGGUGCACUGAUACAUAAUGUUGGCUAUGCACUCACAACACGGAUACAACCGAUGUUAGCGGCUAAAUAUCCGACGAUCGAAGCGACCACGAUCCCGCCUCCAAGGGACCUUGACCCCAGAAUAUUAGCUUGGAAGGGGGUCUCAUUGAUUUGUAGGAUUGAAUCAGCUUCUGAUCUGUGGAUCCGCUCUAGUGAUUGGGAGGUCUUGGGAUCUAAAGCUAUCAAGGAUCGGACUAUCUUCAUGUGUUGAUUUUGUUUUUCCAUAUUGUUUUUCUUUGUAAUUGUGAAGAUUUCAUAGCUUUGGCUUUACAUUAUGUAUAUUGAUGAGUUUUAUGUUCACAUAAUAUAUCUUCUGUAAUCUCUGAUCUUCUUUGACUUCUUUGCUCAACCUCUAAUACCCCUCUCUUUCUCAAAAUGGAUGACUUCUGGUGGUCAAAUCUUCACCCCCCAGAAAUUCAAGCCAAUUAUAAAACACACUAACACUACAAGAAAAAGCCAAGCA
Molecule: messenger RNA, 2964 nt
Organism: Puccinia graminis f. sp. tritici CRL 75-36-700-3
Lineage: Eukaryota; Fungi; Basidiomycota; Pucciniomycetes; Pucciniales; Pucciniaceae
Exons: 5
Coding region: 466-2712 (748 amino acids)
Biological process (GO): regulation of DNA-templated transcription; double-strand break repair
Cellular component (GO): Ino80 complex
Source: RefSeq, a predicted model, not a curated record